GUUCUUUAUAUUCUGCAACGGUAAAGUGAGCAUCUCAUCACUACUAUCUGGAAACAAAACUAUCCUCUUUAGAAUAUAUUCUCGCAUUUGUUAACCUAGAAAGAAAGAGAAAUGGCAGAUGCAGUGGUGAACUUUCUGGUGGAGAACUUGUUUCAGCUAUUAAGUGAAAAUAUUGAGCUGAUUAGAGGUGUUGAUGACGACUUCAAAGAUCUGCUUGAAGAAGUUCAACGCUUAAAAGCCUUCUUAGAAGAUGCUGCGAAAUACCACAGUGAGAGCAGCCAGUGGGAUCAGUUGGUCAAGGAUAUUCAAAAGACGGUACAUAAAGCUGAGGAUGCGAUUGAUAAGUUCCUGGUUCAAGCGAAGCUGCAUAGAGAUAAGAAUAAAUUGGAAAGAAUCUUCGAUAAAGUGGGACAUAGUGCUUCAGUUAGGGCUCUUGCAGCUGAGAUUAAAAGCAUCCAUGAGAAGGUGAGGAAACUUCGCGAAAACAAUCAACAAGCUUUUCAGCCACGCCCGGUGCUUGAGUUGCCUAGAAGAGGUUCCCCCGAGCAGGGUCCUUCUUUGGAAGAUGCUGAAGUAGUGGGGUUUGAUGAGGAAGCAAACAUCGUGAUCAAGCGACUUGUUGAAGGACCGGCGGAAUGUCUCGAUAUUGUUCCAGUAGUGGGUAUGCCCGGACUUGGAAAAACUACACUGGCAAGAAAAAUCUACAAUGAUUCUCGACUUUCAUAUGAAUUUUUCAGCGUCAUUUGGGUUUUCGUGGGGCAAACUUAUAAUAUAAAGGACAUUUUCCUUAAUAUUCUCAAAUUCUUCACGAAACGCAUCGAAGAACAUCAAGGUGAGGAUGUGGACAAAGUAGCCAAUAAGAUAAGUGGUUUUAUGAAUAAAGGAGGUAGAUGCCUCAUUGUUUUAGACGAUGUGUGGGCAGAGGAUGUCAUUGAUGCUGUAAAGAAAGUUUUCCCAGAAAACCAGAAAGGCCACCGUAUCAUGAUGACAACUCGUGAAGGAAAUGUGGCUAAAUAUGCCAAUAAAGAUCCUCACGACCUGAAAUUUUUGACUAAAGGAGAAAGUUUUGAGUUGCUGGUAAAGAGGGUUUUCGGCAAGGAAAGUUGUCCUGAUGAUUUAGAAGGACUUGGAACAAGGAUUGCAGGAAAAUGUAGUGGAGUACCACUUGCUGUAGUGGUGAUUGCCGGAGCAUUAAGAGGUCGCCCCAACAAAAAUGAUUGGCAAAGAGUUGAGAAAAAUGUGGUGGAGCAUCUGAUAAAUAAGGAUGAUCCUAAGAGCUGCUUGAAAUUUGUAGGGAUGAGUUACGAUCGUUUGCCCCAAGAAAUGCAGACAUGUUUCUUGUAUUCUGGUGUCUUCCCUCGAGGCUUCGAUAUUCCUUCUUGGAAAUUGAUUCGUUUGUGGAUAGCGGAGGGGCUAAUAAAGCCCCAGCAGGCAUACACUCUUGAGGAGAUAGCUGAGUUUUAUUUGAACGAUCUUGUCAAUAGAAACUUAGUGAUAUUGAUGAAAAAGAAGUCUGAUGGUCAAAUAAAAACAUGUCGUCUUCAUGACAUGUUGCACGAGUUUUGCAGAAAGGAGGCUGCUAAAAAAUGGAUUUUUCAAGAAAUAUGUACAACAGCUGAUAAUGCUAUUCCUUCUAUAUCAGACUCAGAUGCUUGUCGUCGACUGUGCAUUCAACCCUCUAUUCUGGAUAAGUUUCUCUUCGAAAAUCUUUUUGCAGAACAUGUCAGAUCUUUCUACUGUUUUUCCUCAGAACAAAAACAAAUCGAGUUGUCUCCUAAUGACAUCAAACUCAUCCACAAAGCUUUUCCACUUCUCCGGGUUUUGGAUGUUGAAUCCCUCAAAUUUAUUUUCUCCAAGGAUUUUAACCAAUUAUAUCAUUUGAGGUAUGUUGCCAUCUCAGGUGACUUCAAGGUCCUUCCUCCGACCUUUGGGAAAUUCUGGAAUUUACAAACGCUUGUACUCAAUACAAGUACCUCAGAGUCCGCCAUUGAGGUAAAAGCUGACAUAUGGAACUUGUUACAGUUAAGGCAUCUCCAUACCAACAUACCUGCAAAAUUACCAGCCCCUUCUACCACGAGAGGUAGACCUUCCUGUCUGCAAACUCUUUCUAUGGUUGCACCAGAAAGUUGCAAGAAAGAUGUGCUAGCAAAGGCUUGUCAGCUUAAAAAAUUGAGCAUUCGAGGGCAAAUGGCAGCUUUUCUUGAUACGUACAAGGGUGGAAUCAGCAAUCUUGAAGAGCUAAAGUGCCUGGAACAUCUGAAACUGUUGAAUGAUGUUCUUUACAUGAAUAAACCAGUUCACCUUCCUGCAGCAUUCUUCAGACUUGUACGUACAGUGAAGAAGUUAACUUUGGCAAACACAAGGUUUUCUUGGAGUGAUGCGAACAGAUUGGCACAGUUGGAAUCCCUGGAGGUACUAAAGUUGAAAGAAAAUGCAUUCGUAGGUGAGUCUUGGGAGCCGGAGAUAGGAGGUUUUAGCACGCUCCAGGUCCUGCGGAUUGAAAGGUCAGAAUUAGAAUCUUGGGUGGCAUCGAAUCUUAACUUCCCAAUACUUCGGCACCUUAUUCUUAUCUCCUGUGAUAAGCUCGCGGCUGUUCCACUUGAGCUGGCUGAUAUACCUAACUUUCAAGAGAUGAGACUGGACAACACAAGCAAAUCCGCAGUCAAAUCAGCAAAAGAAAUAGAAAGCAAGAAAUCGAAAAGCAUCAAAUUCAAGCUCACCAUAUUCCCUCCUGAAAAUGAAUUCAAGGCCGCACAGUAAAAUUGAAAGGAGAGAAUUUGGACAUUGAGCUUGAUGGAAGCUGGGGGUCAUGGACAAAUAGCUGGAGUAUUCGAAAUGGUGUCACCGCAUUUCAUGUUUUCGCAGUCCAGUCAUCUGAUAAGAUUGUUCCAAUAAAGAAAACCUGUUUGUUCAAGCAUUGUGAUUUUGAAAUAAGUCUAGGUCUGUUGCAUUUUGAGUUCCCCUUCAUGUGGAAUGUUGAUUUUCUCGGUUGUGAGGCUGUCUGCAUCUUUCCUAUUCUGUUAUGGUUGUAUUUGCUUUCUUUCAUUCUUGCAAAAGUGUUGCUUUUAUCCAUUGUUUUUGUUGAAAGACGCGCUACUCCCAACAAACGUGGUGUUGCAAGUCUUAUUAACUUGGUUAUCUUAGCUUUCAGAUGAGUUCUAGUUAAUUAUUUUUGAAUUGGAAAGUUUCAAGUUCAAAUUAUGAA
Lycium ferocissimum is the source of this 3205-nucleotide messenger RNA. RefSeq names its product putative late blight resistance protein homolog R1A-3. Gene Ontology annotation, molecular function: ADP binding. Gene Ontology annotation, biological process: defense response to other organism. Bases 112 to 2760 code for a protein of 882 amino acids. Lineage: Eukaryota; Viridiplantae; Streptophyta; Magnoliopsida; Solanales; Solanaceae. The record is from RefSeq and is a predicted model, not a curated record. The transcript is spliced from 4 exons.